This is a messenger RNA of Nicotiana attenuata, 411 nucleotides long. RefSeq names its product magnesium transporter MRS2-I-like. The transcript is spliced from 6 exons. Gene Ontology annotation, molecular function: magnesium ion transmembrane transporter activity. NCBI's taxonomy places the organism in Eukaryota, Viridiplantae, Streptophyta, Magnoliopsida, Solanales, Solanaceae. Bases 1 to 411 code for a protein of 136 amino acids. Gene Ontology annotation, biological process: magnesium ion transport. The record is from RefSeq and is a predicted model, not a curated record.
AUGCCAAAAUCCAGUUUGGAUAUUCUGAGGCCAAAGGGUCAAGUUCUUGUCUAUUCCUUCUCCAGAAAAAUAACCAGUAUGAGCAUAUCUGUCUUCCAUGAACUCAGUUUGUUGCAGAAGAGGGGUGCAAACCUGUUUGGUGGCGUGCAUGUGCGUGUAUUGGACGAAGAUCAGUUUAAAUCACUGAUUUUAGCUGUCGAUUCACUGCUUAAGCCAUCAAUUUCACCGUUUGGCACUGUUAAUGGGACACGAAAUGAAAUGCAAACUGUUGAACCUACUGAGUUUCCAUUUGAAUUUCGAGCUUUAGAAGUAGCACUAGUAGGUGUAUGCAGUUAUCUUGACACUCAGACACGAGAACUAGAGACCGCUGCUUACCCAGCUUUAGAUGAGCUCACCUCCAAGGAGAAGUAG